CGGAGGCUGAUCGCGCUCAUACCGGCUUCAAUUAAACUUCUUUUCCGCUUCUGCUUCUGGGUCUGCCUCAGCCUCGCACUUUGAGUGAUGAUGAGAAGGCGCCUAAUCAGCUCCGAGCAGAGUUGAGGGUCUCAUCAGAGGGUCCAAUCAGGAUUGUGCAUUUCUACAAAAGUUGUAUUGAAAAACCCGCUGCGCUUUCCGUCGUCUUUGGUGGGGAAUGUUCCAGCUGAACCCUGACAUGUGUGAGAACAUCUCAGAACAUCUCGUCUGGUGGUGCUGACCCACCCUCCCCGUUGCUAAGCCACCCCCCCUCCUCUAUAUGUCGUGCGUGCGCGUGGAUUUAGCAGGAGCGAGGACGAUGGAGACCUGCGACAGUGGUUCAGUUUAAUUUAUUUAUUUUUUUUAAAGAAAAGAGAAAAAAAACAGGUGGUUUCGCUCCAAAUCCUGAAUCCGGGUUCUCACAAUCAAUAACAACAGGCUGGCAGUCGAAGUGAGAGACAAACCUAACACAGCAGAGCACAGACAGCGCUGCAGUGCUAUUCUGAGAGAGUUAGCUGCCUCAACCCACGCACGGAAUCUGAGAGAAAGCGAGAGAAAGGCUGAAAGAAAGACGAAGGAGAGCGAGAGAGGAAAGGCGGACUGAAAAGAGCGGACCCCCCGUCCUGCAUACAAGAGGUCCCUCAAGUCAUUUUUGGCCCCAUCUCCCCCUUUCCCAAACACCCCCUCAAAAACUGCAGGAGCCUCCAUUCUCUGCCACGCAUCUUUCAUAAUUACAUAUCAUUAUAUUUUCUCCAGCGGGUGACGGAUCUGCCAGCACACAAUCACUUUCCCACAUUUACAUACUUCCCCACAAAAGUACUAUUCUUUAACCCCUCCCACCAGUGACAAAUAAGGGCUAAUUUUUCUCCCUUUUGAUUUUCUGGAAUUUUUAUUUUUCACAUGCGGAGACGCCAUUCAUCACACGUUUAAUUAGUCACCCCGUUUUAAAUGGCGCUAGCAAUUUGGGAGGCGAGCGCGGAAGAACGGCAGAAGUCGUCGCUGCGAAUGUCUCUCGCAGGCGGGGAGCCAUUUCCUCGGUUUGUGCUUACUCCUAAUUUCCAGCAGUAGCAUCCUCCUCCUUCUCCUCACACUUAAAAGCUUCCUCAUUAUCACCAACCAGCACCCCAUCACAGUUACAGCCAGUGCCAGGCCAGCGCGGAUACACCAAUCCAGAACUAAAAGUACAGCGUGUAUCUAUAGAUAUGCCCGAAGAUGAGUUAGUUCGGCGGGGGGUGUCUCCCUCGGGCUCCCCUUAAGUCAGUGAGUGAGUGAUGAGAUUUCCGACGAGUGCCUACUUUUUGAAUGUGCCGUCACGCACAGAAGAAAGCAGUUUAUAACGUUUACAUUUGAAUAUACGUGAAAAGAAAAAUUGCUGUUCAAGUGCCGCGAUAAGCAUAGGAAUGUAAAAGAAUGCCUCAUACCUUAAAUUGCUCUUUAGUCUAGAGUGAGACUAAAAGCAUUUGUACAAAAUUCAUGCACUGUAGAGGCAAAACCAUUAGUUGUAUUCACACAAAAAAAUUGUGUUCGCUUCUGACCUUUGUUUUUUUUACCGAAUUUCAUCUGGCCGGCUUAUCUGAAUGAAGCUGCUUUCACAUUGUGAAUCUUCUCCACCUCAUUAGUGGAAUCAGCUGGCGAGCUAAAAUCUGAACAACAAAAACGCCGUCCCACCGUCAUGUAAAAAUGACGCCCGCCGCCAAGCUCCGAAUCUUCGCCUUGCUUUUCUUCCUUGCCGCCCCAUACGCCUUUGGGGAAUAUGUCGCCCUGUCUUCCGCCCCUUCCCCCGAGCCCUCAGUCCAGCAGCUCAAUCCAAAACUGUCCGUCCUUUGGAGCAGACCCGCAGUUCCUGAGAAGGUUGAGGAAAAUCCCCCAGAUGGAGACCUGGAGGCACCCCCCAAGCCCUUGGCUCAAAAAAUGUUCCCCAAGAACGUGACGUCAUCGGAGGCCCUGGCCCCACCACUCGGCGCGGCCCAGGCACCUCCGCGCCUCACCGACAUGUGGAUAGACGCGUGCCAGGGUUAUUACGACGUGAUGGGUCAGUUCGACAACUCGUUCAACUGCACCUCAGAUACGUACAUCUACUGCUGCGGGACUUGCCACUUACGCUUCUGCUGCCCCGAUCGUAACCGGCAGCUAGAUCAAAACAGCUGCAAGAACUACGAUUCGCCCACGCCCAAGCCUGACCCCGCUAUUUUGAUCAUAGAAGACCCCGAUCCGGAAUUCGACCCCCUCAAGCAACAGAGCCAUAACACUGGCUUUGUCAUCGGAGGCGUGGUGGUGUUCAUGGUGGCCGUGGCUGUGGGCAUCAAGGUUGUUUUCAACAAAGUCCAGCAAGAGGCCAUCCAGAGGGACCUCAACAUGCCCAGGGCCUUAGUGGACAUGCUGCGACACCAGUCCGCUCCAGUACAGCAGGACGAGAGGAACAACAGCGUGGCUCUAACGGUGGCGGACGGUCAGGGGACACUGGGCCGAGCUCAGAAAAACCUCUACGCUCCAGGACUGCCGAGCAAAGACAACAGAUUGGGAAACCUACAACAUAAUUUUAUAAACACCUCAGGCUCCAGUCCUAAGCACACAGCAACUAUUGAACGCACCCCUCGGAUGAACAACGCACAACUGGCAGCGGGAGGCACCUUGCUCUCCAAUAAACACAACAACACCAAGUCGCAGCCUUCCUUCCACCACUCCCUCCACAACCUAGCCCAGCUGCCUCCCUCCUACGAAAGUGCCACUAAACCCGAACUCAAUAGAUACUCUUCACUUAAACGGCUCGAAAAAGGUCUCGACGAAUACUCGUCUGGUUACUGUACCACCAAGCGGCGGCCUCACACCGCCCAGCCGGCUCUCCAGUCAUCCCAGCACCACCUUCACUGGGGUGGCGACUACACACUAAGUGGUAGAGGAACACUUCCCAGGCACGCGGCCCGACCCUGGAUUCCGCCACCCCCCUCCGGCAUGCCUGCCUCACCAACUCCCAAUCCUUACCCCCUGGAUCCACCGGAGCCCCAGUACAACCCUAACUACGACACUCUCUCCAAACCCAGAAAAGUCAAGUCUAGUGACCAGCUGCUCAACAUGGGUGACGUCCCUGGUAACACAGGGACCCUGUCGCGUCUUUCCAAGAACCAGCAGCACCAGUACUACAAAGCAAUGGCUGCCUCCAAUAAGAACUCCAACACGCAGACCCUCACCCGCAAGACCCAGGACAGGCAAGACAGGCAAGAUAGGCAAGACAGGCAAGACAGGCAUGACAGAUCAGACAGACAGGACCGGAUGCUCAUGUCCCCAGACCACUUGGAAGAGAGAAUGGGCGGUAUGGGGGUCAUGGAUCCGUACUCCCACCCAGGUGGGGGCGUCCCUACACUCCCUCGCCAGCAGAAAGCCCAGUCCCAGCAGAACGUGUGCGCCACUCCCUCCCUGGAUCGGCACCACAUGAUCAAGAUGAACUCUCACCCAACGUCCGGAAGAGAGCAGGAGAGGAACCCGGGAAUGACCGGCCAUAUUAGCGGGGGCAUGGGCUGGGCGGGGGAGAUGCCAGCGGCGGGUGUCGUCAUGGGAACGGGAACCUUAGGGGGCCACAACGCCCGCAGGAUGGCUUUCGCGUCUAAACGGCAGAACACCAUAGAGCAGCUGCAUUUUAUCCCGGGAGGGGGCGGUGGCGGUGGUAGUGCCGGGUCAGGGGGGAGCAGCGGCAGUCAGGGGAUUAGAACGGGGAGCAAAAAUGAGGUUACGGUGUAAAGAGGCAUUGUGCCUAUCGUACAGCUUGCCCAACGCCGCGGGACUAAAGCGCCUGUUUGCAUUUAAACUCGUAGAUUCUUAGCUGCCAGAAAUAUAAUAUUAUUGUUGUAACGGUAUUAUACACUACUCACAAAAACUGAAGAUUUUUUGGGGGUGAAACUUUAGGUUGUGCUCUCUUGCCUGAAAUUAGGCUACGUUCACACCAUAUAUUUAUGUGUAGAUGUUCACAUUGCAAAAACAAAUGUGACUCAUAGGUGAAUGACUCAACACACAACACAUUGUCACGUCGUAGUGUUUAAAGCAACACUUUUCAACCUUUAUAAAAUAUUUUCAUAACAUUUGUGAUGAUAAGUCGACUGACAACUAGUUGAAUGACGCCUCUUCUAUAUCUUGAAGGGGGUCUGUAUCGCUUUCACCUGCACUAAUUAACUUGGAGGAGGGUGGCAGGCAUAGGCGGAGUUUGACUUUUGGGGCAGGGUGGGCACAAUAUGUUGAUGACACCGAAAUGCAGUGUCGGCAAUAAAAUUAACUAACAAGAAUAUUUAUAAUAAUAAGUUGAAAAUGAACAUUUUUGGUUUCCCAUCAUUCAUGAGGGGGAUUCUAAAAUCAGGUUGCUUAGGGUAUACUUUUCGCCAAGAUCGUCAUCCAUUGAAUAUGGUAUGCCCACCGGUGUCGUGCCAAUGUAGUUACCCCAGUCUGGGUGGAGCCACUGCACUGCACUGAUUUGCUUGAUUUCCGUGUUGUGGUGAUGUAGUUAUCUACGUAGUUAUCUACGGGGUUUUAAAACAUGGCACAGCCAUCAAAAAAAACCUUUUUUUUUCUGUCGUAUACCUUAACAUACGUACUGAACGUUAAAAAAUAUAUAACUGUGGUUCUUUUCUGACUUCAAUUAAUUGUUUAAGUCGACAACCCUCAUACCUAAUGUGUGUGUGCGCGCUCCCGCGGCCAGGGGACACAAUUUUUGACGGGGGUAACUACAUUGACAAGACACCGGUGGUAGCUGUACAAUUAGCGUCUUUAGUGGGGCAAAUUGAAACACUGCUCACCAUUUUGGAUGGUGGUGUCUAGCGUUUCAUGGUCCACAUUUUCAAUCCUUGGUUCUUGCUAAGUAGUUGUCGCUUUUGAAAGCUUAGGUUUAAAAAAAAAAAUAGCCUAUCCUUCUUGCCUUUUCGGUCCUCGGGUGGUUUGGCUAAGCAUACAAAUAACCACAUAAGGUGCUAGUCACAUAAUCUGUUCGAAAAAUAAUUGUGACCCAUUGUAAAAAUUGUUUUUUUUUUGUUCAUUUCAUUCAUUUUUUAAAUUUAUUUUAUUUUACUGCUUUACAACUUUUAUGGUCAAUAUUUUACCGGAAAAUUCUUAAUUUUAAAAUCAUAUAUUGUAUAGGAAAGUCAAUUACAUGCAAUGACACUUUUCGGCCACCAGAAAAUCCGCUUAUGGUGGCAGGAACCUUGCCAGACAACAAAAAACUACAAAUGUGCUGACUGCUUUAUGGCAUAUGUCACUUCCCCCUUUAUUAUAAGGACGGAAGCCGAUGCGAACACUUUUGCACAAAUUCUGCAAGAUGUCAGAUGGCAGCGCAACAAAAAAGACAAAACGUUUUGGAAAAUAAAAGGGAGGCUACCAGGAUAUACAGAAUAAACUUUGGCCCGGCUUUCACUUGCUGGCAUGAUACCCCCCCCAACCGAACUCGUCAGGUUAGCCACACUAAGCCACAUGGUUGCUAACCGUCAUAUGCUAUUGGCUAGCCACAAAUGGAUUCAUUACCUUAUUACUAUUCAGCCUUCACACAGCCGCUGGAGACAUAAAUCCAUGGAGACAUUGAAUCCAUCUGCAGGCGACCGGGAGAUUGAUUUUUCAUUAAUGGAUUGAUUGAUGAUUUUAUGACACUGCGCGGGUAUGCGCUGGUCCUCAUGGGAAAAGCCGUCUUCCUUAAGGCAAAACACUACUGCUUUUGUCCACCGGCAUUGCUAAAAUCAAACAAAACGUAAAAGUUACCAAGUGUGGCUUUAAGGAAUUAAACACAGUCCAACGUUGUCAAGCUUUCUUGGCAAUUGUGAAGAUUUUGUGCUAACAGACCCAACGUUUUAGGAAUAUUUUCGUAUCAAGUACAAAAAAAGGUUUUCACCUGUUGAGGACGUAUAGGUCACAUGCAUACAGAUCGUGCUCAUACUGCAUUGGUGGGUAUAUCAGAUUUUUUUAUCCACAUAGGGAUGAGCCCAGGUUGGGUUUGAAAAAAUCAGAAUUUAAGUGUUUACACUGCAUGAAAAAAAUCAAAUAACAUCAUUCGUCAUAUACGGGGGAAAAAAUCAGAUUUGACCUUUAAUGUGAAUUUAGCCUUAGCAUGACCUUUCUCUUUAGAUGUACAUCCAACUGAUCAAUGUUUCAGUACUCUUUUCAUAACUUGGACCUAAACGGCAAAAUUGAUAUCAAUUGAUUGCUUUCUUGUGAUUGAAUGUAUUAAUUCCAAUUGAAUUACAUAUAAUGGCAAAUAAAUGAAACUCCGUUUUUAUGUUCCCUGGCAUUUCAAAGCUGCUACUGACGUAAAACAUUCGCAGCUAAUCACAGAGGUACCUGACAUCCAUUUUAAAUUGUACACACUAACAUCUUACUGUACUGAAACAUAAACUCAUUGGCUGUCAUUGACGGUGAAUGAUCGCUGCCAUCCUCCAACAGAUUGGAUGUCUAACACUGUCAAUGGCAGUUAAACUGGAUUAUUCACUUCCAGCCCUCCAAGUUCAAUUGGCUUGGACAUCUAUCAAUUUAAUUUAGUUGGUGAGAGAGCAUUUUUUAAUUCAUUCUGAAAUUUCACCUAAAAUAAAAAAUCUUUACCAUUUUGUGAGCUGUGUAUUUAAGCAAUUCUAAUUAGUGUUGUAGUAAAACAUGCUAAAUACGACCACUUCUUAGAAUAGUUAGGCGAGCUGCAGUUGUGUGAUAACAUACAUCAGCCAUAUUUUGUAAGUGAAUUUGCCAUCUUUGCCAUAUACACAGCAGUGCCAUUACUUGCACAGAACAGUAGGGUAAAACAAAGCAGUACAGUAGACCGUUUAAAAAAAAAAGCACUCAGGAGCCAUAUUAGAUAAGAGAUAUGAUGUAUAUAAAAGGACUGAAGAAGAAUGAUGAGAAGAGGACAAAGUACGAAAGAGAAUUUAUUAACAGAAUGAAGCAGACUACCUGCUUGGCCAACCCUCGCCUACAACGAUUUAUAACCGAGACGAUUCUCGUGGGUGAGCGGCAAGACACCGGUCUGACCUCGCCACAGGGAGAAACUGACUCGCACUGCUUCCCGUCUGUGAGAGUGACUGUUCUCGGACUUUCUGGGAUGACGGCUGGGAUGACGCCGCAGGCAUUCAAACUGUGAACCGACACCCAUCAGUCCCAAUGCCCGGGUUGCCUCGUUUGCCAUGUGACCUUAGCUUAGACAAGGAAGUCUCACCGGUCCAAAAGUGUGGAGACGAGAAUGACGACAGCAUCCCGUUGUUUUAAAUCAGGAUCUGACUGCAAAAACAAAUGGGCUACCAAAUAACCAAGAGCCAUGAUUUCAGUGCGUAUACAAAGUUUACACAUGCCUGUUCAAAUGCUGGGUUUUUGGGAUAAAAUUUGAAUGUCAUGGGAAAAAAAUUAAGUUUUCCGUGAUAUUCUAGUUUUUGGGAAGGAGUGAAUGGAAAUAAAUCAACUUUUACAUGCUAUUCCAUUUUUUUAAAAUUCAAAUAUUUUGGAAAGGGUCUGUUAUACCAAAACGUUUUCCAUAGUAUUUUAGUUUUUUAGAAAUUAUAUAUUUUUGGAAAAGGUCUGUAUAUUUUUAGGAAGGGUAAUAAAGGGUCUAAUAUGUUUUAAUAAUGGAAAUAGAUGAAUAUUUCCAUUAAAACUUUUUUUUUUUUGUAAAAUAAUUGAGAAAACUGUGGAAAAGUUUAUUUAUUUUCUUAAUUUAAAAAAAGUUUCCAUGAUGAUCAUUAUUCAAAUUUUAAAAAGUCUGUCUAAAUAAUUAAAUUAAAAAAAAAAAAAAAAAAAAAAAAAAAAAAAAAAAAGAAAAUUAUGGAAACAUUUUAUUAUGGAAAUAAAAUACAUUUUCCAUAAUAUUCAAAUAAUUUUGAAAUUCAUUUUUUUUGGAAAGGGUCUAUACAAAUACAUUUUCCACAAUAUUCAAAUCAUUUUGAAAUUCAAUUUUUUUCUGGAAAGAGUCUAUACUACUGUCUAUAAAAGUAAGAUAAGCCAAGGCAAGGGAAAUUUACUUAUAUGGCACAAUUUAAAGGUACAGUAAAUUAAUGUGCUUUACAUAUAAACACUAAUAUAAAUAAUUUAAACUAUUUUUUUAUUUUUGCAGCAGCAGUGAAUGAUUAUGUUUAUGUGUCCUCAUUGAUGAAAGAUGUCUAUCCCAGUCAUGGCAGUGAAUGAGUUAAAAGAGACAAGAUAAUUAUCAUAUAAUUGUUAAAUGCGAUUGGAAUUUUAAAGUGCCUCUGAUUAACUCAUUGGCUGCCAAUGACGGUGAAAGACGUCCAACUCAUUUGAAACGGUGACAAACAAAUUUAAGUUCACCCCCGUAAAAAAGGAAGGAAAAGGCCACAUGUGGCUCUGGAGCCGCAUUUAUCAUCGUCAAUGGAACUAAAAGAGUUAACCCCAAUUAAACUCCGAUUUUACAAUAGGCUUCUUUUUAAAAAAAACAACCCUUGCUCUCAUUUUCUUUAUAAUGGCAAAACCCUGCAUUUGAACAGGGGUGUGUAAACUUUUCACAUGCACUAUACUUAAGAAUCGUCAACUUGCUUUAAUGUAACCGAAGAUUAUGUUUUUCUUUCGUUUUUGUAUCGAUUUAAACAGAGCACAAAUAGACCAUGUCGCAGAGGUUGCACGUACCCAACAUGUCCUUCAAAGCCAUUUUUGUGGAGAUACAAAGAAAACAAAACCACAGAGGAAGCUGGUCAGACAAUCACCAUUUUAAACGCGUUUCGCCAAUUCCAAACGAGCGAGCGAUUUUCUGUACAGGCACGGAAGACUCGGGACGGCCAGGAUGCCCUUUUCCAAACAUCUUCCCUCGCUGUAUCAUAAUGCACUUCAGCCAGACGGAGGGUUCCAACACAAAGAAGAAAAAUAACCCCAAUAAACAUCAAUAACAACGCUUAUCAAUAUUAAGGGCUAUCCUAUCCUUAUACACUGUAGUAUGUGAUAUCUGUGGUCCAUAUAAGAUGCUAUCUCUUGAUUUUGUGUUGAUAUUGUCAUUGCGUAUUGAGUAUUCAUGACAGAAAAAAAUGAGCAAUUGGAGCGCAGUUCAAAGAAUCACAUAACAAGACUGAAAUUUGCACAAAUAGCCGGGCCCUUGUCUUUUUUUUUCUCUCUCUCCGUUUUUUAACGAAAAAGGGAAUUCAAGCGCUCGCUUUUCUCUCACGAAAGGACAUAGAUUUCAUCCGAACAAUCUUCCUAUACGCAGUGCUAAAUGUAGUUGUUAUGAAUAUGAUGGAGUGUUCUUAUUGAUGAUUAUUAUAAUUGUUAUCGUUAUUAUCAACAAUUAUCUUCUGAUGUGAUGUUCAUUUACUUGGUGGGGUUUUAGUGUUUGUUUUCGGAUCAAUUUUGGCAUCCGCAUUAUGUUUUUUUUUUUUUUUUUUGUGUUCCUUACAUGCGGGGUCUUUGAUGCAUGCCUGGAUCUGUUCUACAACAAAGCAUUUACAGUACGUCUGGACUUUAUGGUCUUUUUAUUGUUUCUAGUUGUACGUACUGUGCCUAUAGACAUUGGCCUUAUGGCGUAUUGAUCUCAUAAGAUUUCUUGGGUUGACAUAAGAGAUUGAAAAAGAGUAUAGUCAAGUGGUUUGGAACGGGGUUUUUAAGAAUACCAAGAGAUUCUACACUGUAAAAAAAAAAAAAGUUGGCAGAACUUGAAAUUUCAAGUCAACUAAUUUUAGGUUUUGCAACAAAGGUAAAAACUCAACAUUUUAAGUAAACUGGAUUUCGGUUGAGAAGUUGGAACUCAAUAUUUUAAGUAACUGGACUUCACGUUAAAGGUGCUAUAUGGAGUUAGUCACAUUUUUACUUGCGACUGCCAUCUGUGGCUUAAAGCAUAACUACAGCCUGCCUCAAGCUCAUGCAUGGGGCACAAGCCUUUCGCCUAUCAAAUCAGCACCAGAAAAGUGUGUUAGAAAAGUGUUUUUGCCAAGCGGUUACAAGGCGGAAGCUUGGUGAAACAGCGCUGCUGCCACAGCAUAGGUGGAUGUGCACAGCCAUGUGUUCGCCCAGAGUGGUCGAAUCAAACCCUCUCUAUUGAAAGAAAAAUAUAGAGCUUAUUGUGGCAGUCUCAGUUAAAAUGUUAGGGCUUUGUGUACUCAUCUGUUAACACUAAAAAUUCUGUAUAGUACCUUUAUGUACAGUGAUCCCUCGCUACUUCGUGCCCUCAGUCCAUUGCAGAUUUUUUUUCAAUUAAAGAAAAAAAAUACAGAUGAACUGUCCCAAGCCAAUCGAUAGUCUCACGCUCCCUCCCUCCCUCCCUCCCUCCCUCCCUCUCCCUGCUCUUUGUUUGUCAGAGAGUGAACUGGAGUUGCUAAUUUAAAAAAAAAAAAAUUUGUUGAAUUUUUGUGUGUGCUAAUCAACGAUUGGCCACAUUUAUUUACAUGUUAAGAAACAACAACAAAACAUAGAAAACAACAGCUGCUUCAGCGAGCAUUAAAAACAACCAAUCUAUUUGUCCUCUUCUUAUACAUGAUCCUGUAUGUAGUUGCUUAUUAAAGUAAACGAUGAUUGACAGAUGGUUAAACCCUAACCUAACCCUAAACCCUAACCCAGAGACUCGACCUUCAAAGGGCCGCAUGCGUCGUUUAACUUAAACAAUUGCUGUGGCAACGCAUUGUGUUUAAGUAAGCAGCUGGCGCGGAUUUGAGUGGACACUCAAUGAAGCAUUUAAUAAAGACAAGCAUUUUUUUUUUUUUUUUUUUAACUUUUCUUAAAUGGAUUGGGCAUGUACUUUUUCUUGUUUCAAAAUAAUUCUGUGGGAUAUGUUUGAAACAUCAUAAUUAUUACAUUUAAAGUGCUUCAAAACCCUUUAUUAAAAAAAUAACGUUUUAUAUAUAUGGCGGAAAACACUCAGGUGACUUGAAGUUCCGCUCUGAGACCCCCAAUUUUGCCAAAUUUCAAAAUUGUCCUAUGUGUGAUACAUCAUUGGAAAGCUUAAAAUCUGGGGGAAGAAAAAUUUUGAAGAGCAGGGCAUUUAAAAAAAAAAAAAAAGUUUUUUAAACCGCAAAAU
Molecule: messenger RNA, 10993 nt
Organism: Corythoichthys intestinalis (scribbled pipefish)
Lineage: Eukaryota; Metazoa; Chordata; Actinopteri; Syngnathiformes; Syngnathidae
Gene: shisa7a
Product: protein shisa-7
Exons: 7
Coding region: 1720-3774 (684 amino acids)
Biological process (GO): regulation of AMPA receptor activity; regulation of short-term neuronal synaptic plasticity
Cellular component (GO): dendritic spine membrane; postsynaptic membrane; postsynaptic density
Source: RefSeq, a predicted model, not a curated record